CCCUCAAAACCCGGAAGUGCAAAAGCUAAUGAAAAGUCACUCUCUAUUUUGCUUCAAAGCCGUUCGAUAUGCCGACUCCAAUUUCCCUCGUGUGGUUGCUAUAUACCCAAUAAUAACCCAUGUAGAUCCGAUCUCAAAUAUUUCAAUAUCAUGCUAAUGUUUUCAGUUCACUUCGCUCCAAAUUUAUGCGCAGUACAUAGUGAGCUCAAUUUUUACUUGUAAUUUCAGAUUUUCUUGUAAAGAAACCCUGAUUUUGAAUUCCAAAGAACAGAGCUUUCUCGUUUCGCCUCUGAUAUACGUAUAUAAUAUAUAGCUCUCGUUUUGAUCUUUACGAGCUUUCAACGAUUUCUCAAAGACCCAUCUCGAAUUUUAGCCAAAGUAUAUAGUUUCCAAUUAUCGAAUCAAAUAUUUCAUUUCUCUGAUUUUCUUUUUCGAUUUCGAUUAUUUUCUUCUUCAACUCUGGAAUAAUGUCAGCAUUGUUGCACCAAAGAACCAUUCACAACCCGCUUUCAGAUCCAUAUUCAAAAUCCCCUCGUUCUUCAUCGAAUUCCCAGAGAUCCUUUUCGGUUUUCAGCCCCGUCAGCCUUCUAGUUUUGCUAUCUCUCCUGGUGGUUCUGGGUGUGUUUUUGCCAUGGGCGGGCAUGCCGGAGGGCCUAUUCUCGCUUACCAAGCCGUCAAUUACGAAGUGGCGGGAUUACACACUCGCUCAAGCAGUUUCUUUUGUGGCCAAGAAUGGGACCGUGAUCGUCUGCGCUGUGAGCCAGCCUUAUCUGCCGUUUCUUAACAACUGGUUGAUUAGCAUUUCUAGGCAGAAGCACCAGGAUAAGGUUCUUGUGAUCGCCGAGGACUAUGCGACGCUCUAUACGAUCAACGAGCGCUGGCCUGGCCAUGCCGUGCUCGUCCCUCCAGCACCUGAUGCUCAAACUGCCCAUAAGUUUGGUUCUCAGGGAUUUUUCAACUUUACUUCCCGAAGGCCACGGCAUCUACUGCAUAUUUUGGAGCUUGGUUACAAUGUUAUGUACAAUGAUGUUGAUAUGAUCUGGUUGGCUGAUCCCUUUCCUUACCUGAAAGGGAACCAUGAUGUGUACUUUACUGAUGAUAUGGCCCAAGUGAAACCUCUGAACCACUCUCAUGAUUUGCCACCUCCAGGGAAGAAAGGACGCACUUACAUCUGCAGCUGCAUGAUCUUCCUACGGCCAACAAAUGGAGCGAAGCUAGUUAUGAAGAAGUGGAUUGAUGAACUUCAAGCAAAGCCAUGGUCUAAAGCUAAAAAAGCAAAUGAUCAGCCCGGCUUUAACUGGGCAUUAAACAAAACUGCUGGAGAGGUGGAUCUUUACCUGCUGCCCCAAGCAGCGUUUCCAACUGGAGGAUUAUACUUCAAGAACCAGACAUGGGUGCAGGAAACUAAAGGCAGGCAUGUUAUAAUCCACAAUAAUUAUAUCACAGGUUUCGAAAAGAAGAUCAAACGCUUCAAAGACUAUGGUCUCUGGCUGGUAGAUGAUCAUGCUCUGGAAUCCCCUCUUGGCAAAUUACAAGAAGGCUAAGGGACCAUAGAUCUCCCAUUCUAUGCAAGAAGACUUGUGCAAACCUGCAUGAAACGGUUCUUACCAAUUUGCUCGACCUUUCCUGUCUGAGGGCCAUUGCGGCAAGACUGUAUGGGAGAGCACCUCGGAUCAUCAUGCGAAUUGUUGGGACUUACAGUUUCUUCAAGAUUGAAAACAACCAUUAAAGGGCCAGGAUUUUUAAGCCAAUUUCACUUUUGGCUAGAUUUUUAAUACCGUUAGGCUCUGGAAUUGUCAACUAGCUGUACCUUUUUCAUCACCUUUCUUUUAUUUAAUGAAUCUCAGUGUUAGUUCAUAA
Ziziphus jujuba (common jujube) is the source of this 1860-nucleotide messenger RNA. RefSeq names its product UDP-D-xylose:L-fucose alpha-1,3-D-xylosyltransferase MGP4. The record is from RefSeq and is a predicted model, not a curated record. Gene Ontology annotation, cellular component: Golgi apparatus. Gene Ontology annotation, molecular function: glycosyltransferase activity. Lineage: Eukaryota; Viridiplantae; Streptophyta; Magnoliopsida; Rosales; Rhamnaceae. The transcript has 4 exons. Bases 468 to 1544 code for a protein of 358 amino acids.